This is a messenger RNA of Lotus japonicus, 1689 nucleotides long. RefSeq lists its product as uncharacterized. Gene Ontology annotation, cellular component: cytoplasm. The record is from RefSeq and is a predicted model, not a curated record. Lineage: Eukaryota; Viridiplantae; Streptophyta; Magnoliopsida; Fabales; Fabaceae. The coding region runs from base 91 to 1530 and encodes 479 amino acids. The transcript has a single exon.
AUAAGCCUAUAAACUUGAAAUCUAAGGUGACAUUGAUUGUACUUGUUACUUACUAAUCACUCCGAUUCCGAUCUCUCUUUUCUUCACCUCAUGAAUUUCUUCAAUUCCGUUUUCUCAGACGACCCAGAUCCUCCAAAACCCGAAUCCGAAUCCAACAAUGCGGACCCAGAUUCCGAUUCCGAUUCCGGCAACAACACCGGCGGCGACACUUGGAACUUCGGCGGCCUCAUCAAAACCCUAACAGCCAAAUCCGAAUCCAUAAUCGAAACCUACCGUCGCGAUCUGCAAGAAUUCAGCACCGGAUUGAAGACCGAGAUCGAGGUCGCACAAGGCUCCGUCGGCCACGUCAUCGACGAAUUCGGCAACACCGUCAUCAAAGGCACGGCUCAGAUCAUAUCUCACGGCAAAGACGCCAUCCUCGCCGUCAACCUCGAUUCCGAUUCCGAUAACGGCGGAAGCAGCAGCCACCGCAAGCAGGGUGGCGAGAAGGGUGAAAAGGGGUCGGGUUCUUCGAAGGGGUAUAGCAGGUUUGAUGCUCAGGUUCGUGCUAUUCAGGGUGAUGUGAACACUUACAGUGAGGCUCCUGAGGAUUUGGGCGAGUUUGAGAAAUGGAAAUCGGGGUUUUCGUUGGAUGGGAAAGGAGAUGAAAUUGAGGGUUUGUUUAGGGAGAAUGAAGCUAUGGAGAGUGUUUACAAAAGGGUUGUUCCGAAUGUUGUUGAUCAUGAAAGUUUCUGGUUUAGGUAUUACUAUAAGGUUUAUAGGCUGAAGAAAGCUGAGGAUGUGAGGGCUAGGCUCGUGAGGCGAAUGUCGAGGGAAGAGGAGGAGUUGAGUUGGGAUUUUGAAGAAGAUGUUGAUGAUGGGGAUGAGAAGGCUUAUGAAGGUGGAGGUAAACCUGAGGUUGGUGGUGAAAGUGUGGAGAAGAAGGUGGAUACCCAGUUGCAAAUUGGUGGCUCUGGUAGUGCUAACAAUGAGGGUGAGGCAAAGAGAAUGAGUGCGGAAGAGGUGCAGCAUUCAGGGGAGGAGGAGACUAAAGUGGAAGGGAAAGAUAGUUUCUUGCAAAGCAAGGAAGUUGGCAAGGAGAUGGAGAAGUCUGUUCGGGAAUUGCGAGAUGAGAAAUCGGAAGCUGGUAAUGAGAUGGGUGGUGGGUGUAAGGUAGCUACGGAGGAGGCUGGUGUGGACAAAGCAUCAAAGUCACUAGUCGGUGGUGAUGGUGCGAGCAAGAGUGAUUCUGCGGCUGAAUCUGAUGGGAAGGUGGUGAAGGAAAUGGAGGGUGGAGAUGGAAAAUCUACUAGGAAGAAUAAUGAGUCUUCAGUGGUUGAAAGUCAGAAGUCAGCAAAUGUGGAGGAGGAUGAGGAGGAGGAAGAUCUUGGCUGGGAUGAAAUUGAGGAUCUUAGCAGUGUUGAUGAAAAGAAAGUGAGUCAAAGUGGUAGCACAAGUCAAGUUGAUUUGCGCAAGCGCCUUAGUACUGCUGAAGAUGAUGAAGACUUGAGCUGGGACAUUGAAGAUGAUGAUGAGCCUGCUAAGGCUUGAUUUCUGUUCUGGUUUUUCAAUAGAAAUUUAUGUUUUAAGUGUCAUUAUGACAAAAAGGAAUUUGCAUGGGUUUUUAUAUUUUUAUAAAUUGGGUAGAAGUGAUAUUGUAAUCUGGCUUCUAUGGCUAAAAUGCAUGAAAAGCAACUGUCUUUGUAUUAA